Molecule: messenger RNA, 1225 nt
Organism: Marchantia polymorpha subsp. ruderalis
Lineage: Eukaryota; Viridiplantae; Streptophyta; Marchantiopsida; Marchantiales; Marchantiaceae
Source: the annotation of a GenBank genome assembly
UGCCAUGGCAGUCAGUUCAUACGUAACUUCUUUCUUGUUCCUAAAUCAAGUCGUCAACUUCAUCUAUUGAGAUCCAGGCUGAGUCUCCGCGGUGGUUGCAGUCCCGUCACAGCGCAGCUUAAUGGCAUGGCAGUUAUAGCAUUGUUUGGCUAUGCUGCAGCAGAACUACAUACUGUUUCAGUCUGAAUGCUCAAUUUGUCCGGUAUCCUCGAUUUUUCCCCUCACCUCCUCUCUUCGGCCACGAGCAUGUGAGCUGCUCAGAUCAAGCCCCUGACAUCUACCAGCACCGGAAGGUUUUCGCCCAAGUGUAUACACUGCCAACCUAUUCAUUGCUCUUGACAGCGUUGUGGAGGCAAGCAUCAACACUGUGCUAGAAUGCUGAGAUUUUCGCUUGUCGUUCUAUUCUGGACACAAAGGUUUGUUGCUGCAUCCCUUCUGCAUGGCAAGGACUUAGAGCUGGAGCUACAGGCGGAGGCGGAGGCGUUGUCUUCCAAGGGCAUACGGGUUCCACCUGCACCUCAGCCUCCGCUCAUGUUUGGAAAAGCAGGACUGGUCAAACGAGCUUGGCCGGAAUUGCGUUUUGAAAGUGUGGACGUUGCCAAGGCGAAGUUGAGGCAAUCGGGCGUGAUGAAUAUCUACGUUCUUCCCCCAGGAGCUGAUCCGGCUCCCACGGGCUUUGCUGUUGUCAAUGGCACGGAUCAGGAUGUCUGGCUCUACCCCACUGGCCCGUCUGAUCUCGACAUUCUCUACGAAAUUCCUGGGCGCGGGUUGUGGCAUCACAAUCGAUUGGAUCCCGGUUGGCCAGAGUUGGUAGGGCAGGAGUAUCUUACAGCCAUCGACCAGAUAACGAACGACAUUUUAGGAGUGACUGUGCUCUACGGUCCUGCCGGGCAGCCACGUAUGCUUGACCUUCGACUCGACCGUGUCUACGUUGAUGUUACAGCGUCUGGCACGGUGGCCACGAUUCCGUUCGUUGGUUAAUGCUGAUUGUCUUUCCCACGAACCUUGGCUCCGCUUUUCCAAACGUCUAUACGACGUUCGACUGAGGUCUGAGCCUUGUCUUGGAUGCUUCCCAAACAUGUCCAAGUCAACGCCCAGUCGGCAAUUAUUUACUUAAAUUUACUUUCUCACUUCUGGGCUUUCUAGUCAUACAAUCCAAAUUUCAUGUAACUUCCACGAUUGUUUCCACGAGACAAUAAAAUUGAUAGCGUAUCUCUUUAAAAGA